Molecule: messenger RNA, 3119 nt
Organism: Ictalurus punctatus (channel catfish)
Lineage: Eukaryota; Metazoa; Chordata; Actinopteri; Siluriformes; Ictaluridae
Gene: flcn
Product: folliculin
Exons: 12
Coding region: 367-2025 (552 amino acids)
Biological process (GO): positive regulation of TORC1 signaling; positive regulation of GTPase activity; positive regulation of transforming growth factor beta receptor signaling pathway
Cellular component (GO): cytosol
Molecular function (GO): GTPase activator activity
Source: RefSeq, a predicted model, not a curated record
AGAGCGCGUGACUCUCAGACACGUGACCAGCGAGAAGCAAAGGAGGAUUGUGAGGCAGUGCAAACCCUAUUAUUUAUAUUUUGCUAAAUACAUUUUAAAAAUGCUGGACUUUGAACCGGAGCGAUACAGUACGAUGGAGAAUAGACUGCGAUUUCUAACUAAUAAUGAGAAAGAGAUAUUGUAGAUAGCUGUUUUAUUUCUGUACUGGCGACUUGUCGUUCUUACUUAUGGACGAAUAUUUUGGAAACACCUACUAACCUACUACACCUGUGUGUUAAUUCACGAAUUUAGCUUAAAAGUGAAGAUGUCUUGGGUUCAUUAAGUCGCUCACUGAGUCUGUAGGUGACUGCCAGGAAGACUGAAAAGAUGAAUGCGUUAGUUGCCUUUUGUCACUUCUGUGAACUCCACGGGCCUCGGACGCUGUUUUGCACCGAGGCUGUUCAUCCACCAUCACCCUCGCCUCCUCAGCCUGGAUCAGCGUGGAUGCCUGACCGAGAACCUGAAGGAGAACGUGAUGGAGAGGGACUCACCAUGAAGGCCAACAGCUCAGACACACACAGAGCUGACAUGUGCGAGGGCUGUCGCUCCCUCCCUGCCUCUCACCCUGGCUUUGUGAGUGUGGACAGUGAGACAGGGAUUCGCUUCCUUAGUCAUCAGCACCCACGUCAGCCUCAGCUGUUCAGCGUGGUGCGGCAGGCUUGUGUGCGCAGUCUGAGCUGUGAGGUGUGUCCAGGUAGAGAAGGACCCAUCUUUUUUGGGGAUGAGCAGCAUGGUUUUGUGUUCUCACACACGUUCUUCAUCAAAGACAGCCUGGCGCGUGGCUUCCAGCGCUGGUACAGCAUUGUUAUAGUGGCCAUGGACAGGAUCUACCUCAUCAACUCCUGGCCUUUCCUGCUGCGCCACCUCAAAAUCACCAUCCAGAGUCUGCAGAGCACAGCACUCCAGGUGUUUGAUAGCGAGCAGGUGGUGUGCCCUCAGAGAGCUGUACGGAUUUUUUCACCAGCAGGGUUUCCUCAUCAACGCAAUGGCAAUGCAGCUCGUUCUCUAACCUCUCUUACCCAGCAUCCCAACCUGUGGGAGAGCCUGCACACUUCUUUCAGUUGGUUGCUAAAGGCAUGUGGGAGCCGACUGACUGAAAAAUUACUCGAGGGAGCGCCAACUGAAGACACACUUGUCCUCAUUGAAAGAAAAACAGAACAAGAAGAGGAGAUGAAUGCUGAGGGAGGUGACAGUAUAGCUGAGGAGAGCCAGUCAGACACCACACAGGACAGAGAUUUUCUGUGUGGUGAUGAUGGAAAAGAUGAAGAGCCUCUUGGUCCAAAAUUCAAAUCUCUGAGACAUUUACGACAGGUCCUUGGUGUGGCAGAAUUCAGACAGCUGGCAUGGCAUGUGCUAAUGGGAAACCAAGUAAUAUGGAGAGGCCAGGACUGUGGUCUUAUCCAGUCAGCUUUUAACAUGCUCAAGGCUUUGCUCCCAGUGGGUUGUGUUCGUGUGGUGCCUUACAGCACACAAUAUGAAGAAGCAUAUCGAUGCAAUUUCCUGGGCCUGAGCCCUGACGUGCAAAUCCCAGCUCAUGUUACUUCUUCCGAGUUCAUGGUGUUGGUAGAGGUGCUGAAUGUGGAACAGGGCAGAGCGUAUCCUGCAUACAGUGAUGAUCUCCUUUCACUGUACCAGUUCAAUAUCACCAGCGCUAAUACACAACCGACAGACAAAGGACCAACGCUGUUGAAUAAGAUCGAUCUGGCACUGGCUAAUGAGAAUCUGUCUGUGGAUGUGGUGUCUCAUUGUUUGCUCUGUCUAAAGGAGGAGUGGAUGAAUAAAGUGAAAGUGCUGUUUAAGUUCUCCAAGGUGGAUGGAAGGGGUAGGGAGGACACACAGAAGGUUUUAGCCCUGCUGGGGGCCACUGGACAUGGAGAAGAGGAUAACGUGCGUCUCCUUAAGUUCUGGAUGACAGGGCUGAGCAAGACGUACAAGAGCCAUCUAAUGACCGCCGUCCGAGGAGUAGAGAGAACACUGAGUCAAUAAGUGUGUGUGAGCGAGAGAGUGAACAUUAGCAGUGCUCCAAAACCAUUCCGUUGUGAAUAUGUGAGGUGGUGUGUUUUGAAGGAGUUUUUGUAUUGCAUCGUGUGUUUUUAUGGGUGAAUUAAAAUUGUCUAAAAGUGAUGUAGCCACUUGCAAAACUGUUCAACUACAUGGAGAUUUUCAGCUGUCACAUUCUUACAAAUUUAUAUCAUUUAUCAGUUACUGACAAUAGGAGAGAUGCACAAUAUUCGAUUCAUUAUCAAAUCUUUGACUUUGGCAUUGUUGUUAUUGCAAAAGGCUUUUCUUUUUCCUUAAGGAGGUUCCUUUCUUUGUUCUUAGCCCAAAGCCCUAGUACAUAAUAGGUACGUAACAAGCACCACCCUGCAUGAGAUAGAUGUUAUAACUUGCACAUGAAUUUUUUUUUUUUUUUUUUUUUUUUUUUAAAUCUCGCCGCACAUAUUUCCAACGUAUUAGCUUAAGCUCUCAUGCUGUUUACAAAAGUUGAGAUGGACUACUGUAAUUAUUGUUUUCACCAUCACAGAGCUUGUAGAUACUUAAUUCUUACUCUUGGAUUCUGAGGGAUUGAAUAUUAAGUUAUUAAAGCAAGAAUCUAUUUACUUUUCAUAAAUAAUGCCACUUGAUAAACUGAGUAGUCAUUGUACCAUCUGCAUUACCUCUGUGCUGUUUAAAGCACAAGCCUUAUUUAUUUUAUUUAUGCAGCUGGUAUAUUUCGGUUUAUGAUUUAGAAGAAAAACUACAAGAUAUGCUCAGAUAUAUUCUGUCUGCAUGAAACAUCUGUUGAAAAAUGUGUGUGCUGUUUGUCAUGUAGGAGGAGUGAAAAUCACUUCUGGUAAACCUGUAUAUGAAGAAUCUGCACUCAUUCAUUUCAAUCCAAGCAGGACAGUGGCUGUGUUUUAUACAAGUGUUUUAGUGAGAGAACUUGAAUAAGUCGUUUAUUUUGCACCUUCACUGAUUUCUCUGUUAACUUGAGUUUUACUUGGAAUGUCUCUGUGUGUCAUACUUCAUAACUUGCUGUUAAUAUUUGCCUUUUACUGUAAAUAGAAAUGCUAAAUAAACAAAUUUUGCUUGUAAACAAA